UUGGGCUGCUCUAAAUAGCGCUUACAUUUGUCGCAGAGGACACAUAAUUUACGGUAACGCUGCUAUAUAUUAUAUUAGCUCUCUCACUGCGAAAUAAUGUCGCUUAGUUGUCGAGUCUCGACGUAAUUUCAGGCAGCGGAGCAGCUGUUGUUGGCGACCGCCAGCCUGAAAACUGAUUCAACAGCAAAGUGCAUCCCAACACUUAAUGCGCUUGUGUGUUUUACAGACUUAAGCUUAAUGACCACACUGACUUUACCACCUGUCUGUUCAAAGCUGGCGUAGCUGCGUGUCUUUGAUCCCGUUCUUGGUUUGGAUUGGAUCCGUUUCGAACAUGUCAUCGUGGCUGGGUGGACUCGGUUCUGGUCUGGGUCAGUCUCUGGGCCAGGUCGGCGGCAGCCUGUCAUCCUUCACAGGACAAAUAUCGAACUUUACUAAAGACAUGCUACUGGAAGGAGUGGAAGAAGUAGGAGUUGCAGAUGCAACAGCAAAACUACAGGUUUCCAACUCCAGAUUGUCUGAAGUUGAGGCUGCAUUUUUAACUCAAAAAUCUGAGUGUGAGAGAUUGAAGAGGCUCCAUGCCGAACUCAGUGAGAAACUGGAAGCAUCGGAGAUCCAGAACAAAAGGCAAUCUGCAGAAUACAGAACCCUUCUGCAACAGAAAGAUGUGGAAAUAAGUCAUCUGAAAGCUCGGCAGAAUGGACUCCAGGAAGAAGUCCAGAAGCUGCAGCAGUCAGCCCAGGCUGCUUUGGUUGGCGCCGCCAUGCUACCUGUUGCUUCCACAUCCUCAACCACUGCCACCACCUCUGCAUCCUCAUUCCUGUCGCAUGGUGCACAUGUCCACCAGGUUCUCCAUGGAGACGAAGUUGAUCUCAGCGAAGCCAUCUGGUUGCAACAUGAGGUCAACCGGCUGUCAACAGAAUUCAUGCGUCUGGAGGCUGAGGCGGAACACUGGAGGCGUGUUUCUCAGGUAUCGACGGCAGCCGGUACUGGUAAUGGUGACCAGAGUGAAAUUGUCAAACUUCAAAGAACCAUUAAGGAGCUACGAGAUGAUAUGAGUCGAGAAGUUGACGAACACCAGCAUGAACUGGCAGCUCUGCAGGAUGCCCAGCGCCAAAAGUUGGCAGAUAUCACCCGUCGUCACAGAGAGGAGCUGGCAGAGUAUGAAGAGAGGAUAGAGGAGCUGGAGGAUCAGAUUCAGAGUGGAAAGAGUCAGGCCACUUCCACAUCAGAUACCUCAAAACUGCCUGAACUCCAGAGAACCAUACAGUCCCUUCAGCAAGCAGCAGAGCAGCGGGAGAAGCAGCUGGCAGAACUCUCUGCCAGCCUGGAGGAGGCAUGUGGUAAACUGACCUCGGUGCAGCUUGAGAAAGAUGAGGCUCAGGAAGAAAAUGCUGAGCUACUACAGAAUUACACAAGACUUCAAGCCUCUGUCACAGAGCUCCAGACACGAGUACAAGAGCAGGAGGGGAAAGUUUUGCAUAAGGCUCAGCUAGACCACGAGAUCCAGGUUUUGACAACUUCUCUUGCAGCUGCAGAAAGAGAAAUACAGAGUCUGAAAAAUCUGGCUAAUGAGCAACUGAAGGAAGAAGUUGAACAUGCAGACAUCCUUGAACUGAACACUAUUAUCGAACGGUUAAGACAAGAAAAGGGUGUCUUAGAACAAGAAAAGCUGGCUCUGCAAGAGAGACUUGAUGUGGCAGAGAAGCAAAUGCUAAGAAAUAAUGCAGCAGACUCUGAUGAACAAGAAUCUUUGGAGCUGAAGGCGGAACUGGAGAGGAGAGAAAAGCUAUUGAGGAACGCAGAGGAGGAACGGGACACCUUAAUGUCUGAGCUGGAGGAACUAGACCGACAGAACCAGGAAGCAACACAGCAUAUGAUCUCGGUGAAAGAGCAUCUCUCUGGACAAUUAAAGGAAACUGAAGAAAAGUUGUCGAGACUCAUGGCAGAAUUCAACACAGCCAAAGACCAGAAAAAGGCAUUGGAGCAGGAGCUUCAGAGGCAAAAAGAGAGCAUGAGCCAAAGUGCUUUUACCCUUAAUGACCUGCAUAUUGACAAACAGCAGUUGGAAAGUACAGUGAAGGAGCUGAAAGAGAAACUGGGACAUGCACAGGACCAGAACAGGAAUACACGUAGAGAAAUCGCAGAUCUGAAAGAGAUUUUUCAAAAGAAAGAGGAGCAGCUGUCUGCUGCCAAAGCAGAGCUGGCUCAGGCAGAAGCGAGUGGAAGUGAGGCACAGAGAAACCGAGAGGAGCUGUCAGGGAAGGAACUGGAGCUGUCAGACGCCAGGCGGGAACUGGAUGAUAUGAGGAUGUCUUACGAGAAGGUGAUGUCAGAUGACUAUGAGAUGAAGAUGGAGAAUAGGAGGUUGAAGAGUGAGAAUGAGCAGGCUCUCAGUAAAGUUGAGGAACUGAGCAAGCAGAUGAAGGAAAGCCAGGUGUCUGUGACCAGGUCCAUACGUGAAAAGGACACACGUAUUGAGGCCUUGAAGCUGGAGAAAGGUCAACUGAAAGAUGAAUUAAGACAGUCUGAAAAGUCAUUGGCCGAACAGACAAAGCAGUACCAACAGACCAUAGAGGAGUUAACCCGGGCACGCUCGAUGGACGCUUCAGCUUUACAAAUGGAGCAUGAACGUGCCAUCAAAGUCAACCAGGAGAAGGACAUUGAAAUAGCUCAGCUAAAGAGAGAAAAUGAGCAGUUGGCGUCUGACAACAGAGACACCAAUGAGAUGCUCUCUAUCACAGUUGCUGGGCAGAAGCAGUUGACAGACUUGUUGCAGGAGAAGGAUGCCUUUGCGGACACUUUAAAGCAAAAUGCUGCAGAUUUGCAGAUGGAGAUGGAGAACAGCAUUUUAGCUGCAACCAAAGAAGCUGAUGCUCUGAGACAGGUGCUAGAGGAGAAGGACAAACAGGUGGGAGGUAUGAAGGAGGAGAACAGCCAUUUAAAAGAAGAGAUUGAUCGCCUCAGGGAUCAACAGAGUAGACCCCAAGCACUAGCUGAGCCCAAAACUCUAGACAUCAUCACAGAGCUGGAGACGGAGAUCGCUCAUCUCAAGUCUUCUAAGAAUGAUCUGGAAGAGGAGGUUCAGUCUCUGAGAAGAAACGUGGAGGAACAGCAGGCUUCUUUCCUUCACACCCAGCAGUCUUUGCAGGUCCAGCAGAGUGAGCUUGAGCAGGCCCAUGCUGGUCAUCAGCAGACCUCUCUGAAUUACGACAGACUUAUCCAUGCCAGAGAUGAAGAGAUAGCACACCUCCAGCAGAUAGUGGACCGGCAAAGUGAGAGCCAGAUCCAUCCUGACUCAUCACCACUGGUGCAAGGAGAGGUUAUACUGCAGGAGGAGAAGACGACCCAGUCUCUUAACCAGGAGAAUGGCAAUGAGAAGCAUGACUUGUCCAAAGUAGAAAUAGAAAGACUGGUGAGGGGCAUCAAGGAGAAGGAGAGUGAGAUCACCCAGCUGAAUGAAAAGAACCUGUCACUAACCAGGCAGCUGGACCAGCUGGUGGUAUCAAGAGAUGAAGUUGGAAGACUGUCGCAAAUGAUCCUCCAAAAGGACAUGGAGAUCCAGGCACUUCAUGCUAGAGUCUCCAUGUUUGGGGGCAAUGGACACAGCCAGGAUGUUAUGUUCUUACAACAGCAGCUGCAGGCAUAUACAGUGGAACGAGAGCAAGUGCUUGCUGUGCUUAACGAGAAGACGAGAGAGAACAGCCAACUCCGUUCUGACUACCACCAUAUCAUGGAUGUCAUGGCAGGGAAAGAGGCAGCGCUGUUAAAACUACAGCAGGAGAACCAGCGCCUUUCCAACAUGAGUGAUCCAUCAGGAAGCCAAGAGAUGUUCAAGGAGACCAUUCAGAACCUGUCCCGCAUUAUUAGGGAGAAGGACAUUGAGAUUGAUGCAUUGACGCAGAAAUGCCAGACUUUAGUAACAGUGCUGCAGUCUUCAGGAGGGGAUUCUGAUGCUGGCUCUGGAGGUGUGAGCAGCAACCAGUUUGAAGAACUACUGCAGGAGCGGGACACGCUGAAGCAACAGAUAAAGAAGAUGGAGGAGUGGAAGCAGCAGGUCAUCACUACAGUCAAGAACAUGCAACAUGAAUCGGCCCAGCUACACGAGGAGCUGAUCAAACUGCAAGGGCAGGUUUCAGCUGAUAGUGACAGCAGUUCCCAGCUGUCUGUAGACUAUGCUCGACUCAUCCAGAACUAUGAGCAGAAGGAAAGGAGGUUUCUAACCCUGAGUCAGGAACUUGCUCAGAUCCAGCAGACUGCCACUCGGCUCACUACUACCAAAAAUGUCUUGAUGGGUAAACUGGACAGUGUUCCUCAGGUUCCUGAAGCCACUAGUGGACCUUUAAUUGCAGAUGACGUGCCAAGCCAACAGGCAGUUCCUCUUGUCAGUGAGAAACUACAGGAAGAACUUGUAUCAUUGCAAGCACAUCUAGCUGAGAAGGAAAAAAUAAUCAGUACUCUUCAGCAGAACAACCACCGGCUGUCCAACUCGGCAUCUGCCUUGGAGAAUGAACAGAGAAAUCAGAUAAAGGAGGUCCGGCAGAUCAGAGAGAGGCUGGAAGCCCUGCAGAUGUCUGUAAGGGAGAAGGACUUGCUCAUUAAGACCAAAGGAGACCAGCUGAGCCUAGUGAGUGAGACGCUCCGUAACCGUGAGAAUGACAACGAGGUGUUGAAGCAGGCUGUGACUAACCUAAAAGAGCGCACCCUUAUUCUUGAAAUGGAUGUUAAGAAGCUGAAAGAUGAGAAUGAGCUGGUAGCAGCACGCUCCCGAGAGAAAGAAUCAGAGUUCAGAGCGCUGCAAGAAACCAAUAUGCAGUUUUCCCUCCUGCUCAGAGAGAAGGAAUUUGAGCUGAGUGCAGUGAGCGAGAAGGCUGCCACAGUGGAGAAGAUGCUUAAGGACAAAGAGCAGGGAAAGUCUGGUGAGCUGAAUCAGCUCCUGAAUGAAAUAAGGUCCAUGCAAGAGAAAGCUGUGGCAUUCCAGCAAGAGAGGGAUCAGGUGAUGAUGGCACUCAAGCAGAAACAAAUGGAGACCACUGCAGUACAGAAUGAGCUGCAGCAUACCAAGGAUAAAGAACAGCGUCUGAACUUGGAGCUGGAAAGGUUACGUAAUCAUCUCUUGGAGAUUGAAGACUCGUACACAAGAGAGGUCAUUGCUGCAGAGGAUAGGGAGACUGAGCUACGCAGGAGAGUGACACUACUGGAUGAAAAACUAGCCACUUCCUCCAGUGCCGUGGAGAAUGUCAGCCAACAGGCCACCAUGCAAGUGGAGUCUCUGCAGGAGCAGCUGAAUGGAGUGGUGAAGCAGAGGGACGAUGCACUUGCACAACUCCGAACUUCUCAGGAGCAGGUCAAGCAAUAUGCGAUAUCACUGUCAAACCUGCAGAUGGUGCUAGAGCAGUUCCAACAAGAAGAGAAAGCCAUAUACUCAGCUGAGCUCGAAAAGCACAAGAAGGAGAAGAAUGACUGGAAAAGGAAAGCUCAGAAGUUAGAAGACCAAGCUUCUGCUCUUCAACUUAACCUCAAUGAGGCCAACGCUGCUCUAGAAUCAGCAUCUCGCCUCACUGAUCAGCUCGAUUUGAAAGAGGAGCAAAUUGAAGAACUGAAAAAACAAGUGGAUGUGAGACAGGAGAUGUUGGAGGAAGCUCAGAGGAAGUUGAUGAACCUUCUGAAUAGCACAGAAGGGAAGAUAGACAAAGUCUUAAUGCGUAACCUGUUUGUGGGAUACUUUCACACCCCUAAAACCAAGCGUGCUGAUGUGCUGAGGCUCAUGGGAAGUGUUCUGGGACUCAGUAGGGAAGAUAUUGAGAAGAUGUUGGAGGAGGACAGGCGGCACGGUGUUACUGUCUGGGUGUCCAGCUGGCUCGGAGGCAGAGGAGCACAAAUGGCCCCAAACACUCCCCAAAGGCCCACCAGCGGACAAGGCUUCAACUCUUCCUUCUCCGAGAUGUUUGUGAAAUUCCUGGAGAUGGAGUCGACCCCCUCGUUACCCGCCCCAAAACUUCUUGUUCACGACAUUACGCCUCUAAGUGCCCCGCCUCAUAGAAGAACCGGUAGUGCUGCUCCCAGCACCGGUGCAGGAACUGCAGUAACCCUUAAGCGAUCUGGUGACUCCAACCCGUUCCUGGCUCCUCGCUCUGCUGCAGUCCCACUGAUGGCUGGGUCCGGUGCAGGCGGCGCAGGGGGUCACCUUCUCAUGAAGCCCAUCUCAGGCGCUCUCCCCACCUUCACACCUGUGCCAGUCUUAGCUGAGUCCAGCGCUGGCGCUGUGCUGAAAGAUCUGCUAAAACAGUGAUUUCACUCAAAAUGUGGCUCUAUUAAAAGGUAUUAAUCAUCGGACUGGAGUUACAUGCUACAGAUGGAGAUAUUACAGAAUUUCUGCUCUUUGUUUGACUGUGCUGCUAAAAUAAAUAACCAUACAAGAACUGAAGCAAAAUGCAGGGAUUUAUUUGAAUUAUUUUUUACUUGCAAUUACUGUUCUAUGCAACAGAUUUUCUCCAUACAUUAAUGAAAAUGUGUUAACGCACAUUAUCCUUUACAAACAAACUGCCUUUUUGUUCAUAGGUUGUCUUGAUACAGUUUUGUGUACCACCUCUGAGCACAUAGGACAGAACACGUGGAUUCACAAUAAUUAUCAUCCAUUUGUAAGAGGAUGAAUCUCACUUCCUUCCAGUGGACAUUUGCAGUAGCUUUUGAACAGUUUUUAUUUUCUGUUUUAACACUGCGGUGAGUAUUUCCGAACUACAGCUUGGCUAAAAUUCUCUGGCAGUAGUAGCUUGCAGAGAUUUAUAUUGCUCAGUGCAUCUGUUAAAACCAUAAAGGCUUUUUUUUUUCCUCUACAAAAGUCUGUCCGUUUUCCAGACUCCCAAACUGUGUCUUGCAGCAAGCGUUAUAAUUGUGGCUGUGGACUGUGGUUUAUCAUACAUUUUGACAUGAAGACUGUGCCUAUAUUUAAGUACAGUAAUAUUAUAUAGUUCUAUAUGUAAAUGGGUGACGUCUGUCUUAUUGGUGGGCAUUGAAGCUAAGGUUCUGGAAUUAAAGUGCCUACAUUUUGAUAGCAUUCUGCAAAGUCAUAAUUGUAAAUGUUUAAUAUAAAAUACAUACAAAAUGUAAAAACUGCACAUCCAAAAAUACUUGCAUACCUGUGUAGAGCUGGCCAGAAAAAUAAAAGUUGCUCUACAUUUUUUUUGUAUAGACAUCAGUCGUGCUGCAGAGGCAUGUCACAGGGUUUUCUCCACCUGUACUGAAGAAAUGUAUAAAAUGUAAAUCACAAGUGUAAAAGAAGCUUUGUAGAAUCUUGUACAGUCUUGACUGGUGCAUCAAACAAGUGGAGUUGGGUUACCUUGAACUUGGAAGAUCUUUAAACUAAAAUAUCUUAAAUGUAACUUGAAAUUAAAUAAAGGUAAUAUUGUUUGAUUAA
This is a messenger RNA of Thalassophryne amazonica, 7414 nucleotides long. RefSeq names its product thyroid hormone receptor interactor 11 (gene trip11). Gene Ontology annotation, cellular component: Golgi apparatus. Bases 332 to 6289 code for a protein of 1985 amino acids. Gene Ontology annotation, biological process: Golgi organization; endoplasmic reticulum to Golgi vesicle-mediated transport. The record is from RefSeq and is a predicted model, not a curated record. Gene Ontology annotation, molecular function: small GTPase binding. The transcript has 21 exons. Lineage: Eukaryota; Metazoa; Chordata; Actinopteri; Batrachoidiformes; Batrachoididae.